Messenger RNA from Epinephelus moara (kelp grouper), 4922 nucleotides. RefSeq names its product UDP-N-acetylglucosamine pyrophosphorylase 1, like 1 (gene uap1l1). Gene Ontology annotation, biological process: UDP-N-acetylglucosamine biosynthetic process. Bases 349 to 1857 code for a protein of 502 amino acids. Gene Ontology annotation, molecular function: UDP-N-acetylglucosamine diphosphorylase activity. The record is from RefSeq and is a predicted model, not a curated record. NCBI's taxonomy places the organism in Eukaryota, Metazoa, Chordata, Actinopteri, Perciformes, Serranidae. The transcript has 9 exons.
AGCCGCUGGUCUCGUGGCUGGCUGCUGACGGACAGGAAGUCGUCUCACGUCGGUCUGCAGAAAGCUAUUUCCAACAUGUUUGUCCGCCCCUGGAAACCUGCAGCAGCAUAAAGACGCCUUUCACUAAGCCGCAGCAGUCAGUGUAUCCUGUUCUAUGUGAGUUUUUGACCACAGGCAGGAUCCGUGUAUGGGUCCGAGAGCUGCAGUCACGAGUUGUUCAGAACACGCUGUCACUUCCUACAAAGACUAACGAACACUCAGCUCCUGUAUCCUGCUUACAGGAGGAAGCUGGAUGUCUGAGUGUUAUACUUUCCCACUCCACGGUUUGCGUUGUUACCGAGACACAAAAUGCUUUCUUUGGAGCAGGUGAAGCAGAGUUUAGAGAGUGCAGGACAGUCUCACGUCCUGCAGUUCUGGCCGGAGCUGUGUGAGGUGGAGAGAGACACUUUGCUUCAGGAGCUGUCUCAGCUGGACCUUAAGGGACUGAAGGAGCACUGUGAAGGGGCUGCGGGGGCUGCAGCUUCCCCGUCUGCCAGCCUGGAUCAACACAUAGAGCCGGUCCCUCCAGAGUCCAUCGGCAGCGUGAGGAAGAGUGACAAACACUCUCUGGAACAGUGGGAAAAUGAAGGGCUGUUGCAGAUCUCAGGGAAUCGAGUUGGAGUCCUGCUGUUGGCUGGAGGUCAGGGGACCCGUCUUGGUGUUCAGUAUCCCAAAGGGAUGUAUAACGUUGGGCUCCCAAGCCAAAAAACCUUGUAUCAAAUUCAGGCAGAGCGUAUUCACAAAAUCCAGGAGCUGGCCGACAGAAAGUAUGGCUCAAAAUGCACCAUUCCAUGGUACAUAAUGACCAGUGAGUUCACUCUGGCUCCCACUGAGAAGUUCUUAAAGGACAACAACUAUUUUGGUCUGGAGCCAUCAAACAUUGUUAUGUUUGAGCAACGAAUGAUACCAGCAGUGACCUUUGAUGGAAAGGUCAUCCUGCAGGGUAAAGGGAAGAUAGCCAUGGCCCCAGAUGGGAAUGGUGGUCUGUACCAGGCACUGGUGGACAACAAGGUGCUGGAGGACAUGAAGAAGAGGGGAGUGGAGUACCUGCAUGUGUACUGUGUAGACAACAUCCUGGUCAAAAUGGCCGACCCUGUGUUUAUUGGGUUCUGCGUGAGCAAAGGGGCUGACUGCGGAGCCAAGGUGGUGGAGAAGGCAUACCCUACUGAGCCAGUGGGCGUGGUUUGCAGGGUCCGAGGCGUCUCUCAGGUUGUGGAGUACAGUGAGAUUCAGCCAGAGACAGCCGAGCUCCGAGGACCUGGAGGGGAGUUGGUGUACAGUGCUGGAAACAUCUGCAAUCACUUCUUUACCAGGGCUUUCCUGCAGGAAGUGACAGAGACAUUUAAAGAUCAACUGAAACAACAUGUUGCACUGAAGAAAGUGCCUUUUGUGGACUUGUGUGGGAAUCAAGUUACACCCACCAAACCCAAUGGCAUAAAGAUGGAGAAAUUUGUUUUUGAUGUCUUUUCAUUCUCAAGGAGCUUUGUUGUGUUUGAGGUUGUGAGGGAGGAUGAGUUUUCCCCUCUGAAAAAUGCAGACGGAGCAGCGACAGACAGCCCGACUACAGCGAGAAACUCUUUGCUGGCUCAACACUGCCGCUGGGCCAUGGCUGCAGGAGCUACACUUUUGGAUGAACAUGGGAAUACCCUUCCUCCUAUGGCCAGUGUAUCAGCAGGGAACAAUCCUCCAGCACAAUGUGAGAUUUCACCACUGCUCUCCUACUUUGGAGAGGGCCUGGAGCAGCUGCUGAAGGGAAGAACACUGCCAACUCCCUUCAUUCUGGAUGAAAAAAGGGCCAAAGAGCUUCAGGCUCAGUAACAUUACUCUGAUUAAGAGAGUAUUGUGUGAUGGCAGCAGAUAGUCCAGUGCCAUACAGUACAGGAGUAUGGAAUGGAGAUGGAUGUGUUUGGAUAGUUUCAGCCCAAAAAUAUACAGCUGUUUAAAUUAAUUUUUGAACUGUAUAAUCAUGUCAAACUGUAAUUGAUGAAAUUAUCUAAUUUUAAGGAAAAGCUUCCACCUUUUAAAAUAAAUAAUUAUGGGACUAGCAAUGCUUUUUUGGAAUUGAUUAUUUUUUUUACAUUUAACUAAAAAAAUAAUCCAAAUUCCUCACCUUGUGUCCUCUCCCAUCCUUCUUAGUAAAUUCAUUCUACUUGACUUGCCUACCUAUUUAACUUGAAAUGUCCAAGAGUUAAUUCCAACUGUUUUAAGAGAAGUAUGUGAAUUUUUUUGUGAUUUUUUUAAAGAAAUGUUGAGUAAACUGGGAGUUUUGAGGAAUAUUUACCAAUAUUAUAUCUUAUAUACUUUCAGAACAGUAGGCUAUUAUAUUGAGCCAAAAUAAAUCAUGGAAAAGCUUCAUCAGCUUCCACAGAAAAGCUCUGUGGUGGACCUGUAAACUACAGAGUAGCUUUUAGUAGUUUUGAUCAAUUCAACACAAAAAAUAUAUAUCAAUAUCAAUUAUGAGUUUUGGAUUUGUUUUUUUUUGCUAUGUUUAGAGUCAGAUUGUUUUCUCUGCACCACACUCUCAGCCCCUGUACCUCCUCUCUGUAGGCUGACUCAUUGCCUUUGGUGAUCAGCCCCACCACAGUCGUGUCAUCUGCAAAUUUAACUAUGGUGGUGGCGUUGUGAGAUGGUACAUAGUCAUGAGUGUACAGAGAGUACACUCUAAUCUAAAGAGUAGAAUUAAGAGUAAAAACUUAUCUACUUACUAAGUAGGAAAGAACAAUUUAUAAGUUAUCUAGAAACUGAAAGGACAUUUAUCUCCAAACUAAAAGGAAUGAAAGAGUUAAAACUUAUCUCAAAACUGAAAGGAAACUUAACUCUAAACUAUAAACAAUGAAAGAGUUAAAACCUUUUUUCUUAGAGGGAAAUAAAAGUAAGAAGCUGGACGGAACAGUUUGGAGUGUGUGACAGUGCGAGAGUGUUUGAGUGUGUAUGUGUCAGUCGGUGUGAGUAUGUUUGAGUGGUGUUAUUGUUUUACUGUCACAGUCUCACACUCUCAUGUGGUUCUGGCAGGUACACAGUCUGCCUUUCUGAAGUGAAAAAAAAGCUGGUAACCCCGGUCAAAGAAGGAUCAAGAGGCCAUUGCUCUUCUAGAGAGUAAGACAGUAUGUGUGGAAGUGGAAGGGAUCCAUCACUAUACACCACACCCCUGCUCAGGUUCAGCAUAACCAGAAGAAUCCCAUCUUCUUCAAUGCUCCUAUGAAUAGAGGACUCAACCUGAAUAGUGCUCUCCUCCCUAGACCUACUCUGGGGCCCUCACUCCAUGGGAUGCUGCUACACUUUCGUCAACACAGUGUGGCCAUUAGUGGGGACAUAAAGGCAUGUUUCAUCGAGUCCAACUCCUGCCCGAAGACAGGCCCCUACUAAGGUUAGCGUGGUGUGACCUGAAGAGAGGAAGGCCCCCAACAUCUAUGAGUGGCAGGUGCUACCCUUUGGCACGACCUGCUCACCCUGCUGUGCCACCUUCGUGCUUCAACAGCAUGUUAUUGACCAUACCAGCUCAGAUGAAGAUGUCAGAUUUUCAGUACAGAGAUGUUUCUAUGUGGAUAACUGCCUGCAGAGCAUUCCAUCGGCCAAGGAAGCGAAACAGCUGCUAGACAAGCUGCGAGCCUCUAUAAUCUGAUGUGCUAUACUGAAGCUGAACAAUAUUGUAUUAAUUGUUUUCUUUACACAAAGGUUCACAUGAAACUUUUUCUUUCCCUUUUCAGUGCAAAUGAGGAGAUUUUGCUCCACAAAAAAAUAGUUUACCCUUAAAAAGGCUGGUUGUCAUUGCAGUAAUAUGAUGAUAUAUUACUGUAUUUAUUAUAUUUAUGGUCAUAUCUUAAUUAUAUGCUGAGAACAUGACAUUUGCGUUUUCACUGAGGUACCUGUACUCAAGUAUUUCCAUUUUAUACAGCUUUAUACUUCUACUAUACUACUCUCACAGGCAAAUGUGUUAUUUAUACUCCACUACAGCUUUAGUUACUAGUUUCCUUUUAUAUCACAAUUUUUCAUAACUGUCCUGCCCAGUGAAAACCAUUGGAGUGGUAACGCUAGACGCUACUGCCACAUAUCAUCUUGCAAGAACAAGAGAAGAAGAGGAGCUGUUAACUUUACUGGUCAGAGUGUGAGAGAAGUCUUCUUGUCAUUUAAAGUGUCUUAGUUACAGCAGCUGAAACUCUUUGUCAAUGAGGGACUUACAGCAACAGCAAAGGAAAGCUUUGGUACUGUGGAAAGAACCAUAUCUUCCCUCUCUGUUGAUACAUUUAAAACCCAUCUUAAGGUAUAUCCCUUUCUCUAGCCUUUUAAUUAUCUUUAUGAUGACAUACCUGACCACACUGUUAACACAUGUAUUCUUUGUAUUUUAUUUUGUUGUCUGUACAAUGCUAUUUUUGUCAUGAUUAUGUCAAAAUAUUGCAUGCUCUUAUUAAUUUUAUUUACAUUCUCCUAUUUAUGACUUUUUUUUUGAUCAUUCCUCUGUUUUUAUCACUUUAUGAAGCACUUUAGUCAAUGCUUGUUGUUUUUAAAUGUGCUCUAUAAAUUAAUCUGACUUGACUACGACAAACUAGGAAAUGUUCAGUCCCUUGGUACUGAUGGACUGCAGACACAAGGAGAACUCAUGAUCACAGUUUGUGUUUUCUUCAGGCUGAUAUUUUGUGGAGUAUACCUCUGGGCAGUUGGAGCUCAGGAGGUUGGCGGUUUGAUAUCUGGCCCCUGCAGUCUAUGUUGAAGUGUCCUUGGUAAAGAUCCUGAACCUCAAAUUAAGUGUGUUUGUAUGUUUAUCUAAUGAGCAGAUGGGACCUUGUAUGACAGCCUCGGUCACAAGUGUAUGAAUGUGUGUGUGAAUGAGUGAAUGGUGCUGUGAGACCAGGGAAGUGCUGUAUAAACACAGUCCAUUUCAUGUA